Messenger RNA from Oppiella nova, 534 nucleotides. The record is from the annotation of a GenBank genome assembly. NCBI's taxonomy places the organism in Eukaryota, Metazoa, Arthropoda, Arachnida, Sarcoptiformes, Oppiidae.
AUGUUUGAAGUGUCAGUCCAUGUGAUUACCAUUGGUGUGACACUUAUUAUAUCACUCAUCGCUUAUAUGAUUAUGAGAUGCAUUUGUUUCAAACGUGAUCACCACAUGAGAAGUGCUUCUUUAGUGUCAACGAUGGCAGUGAUGGGCAGUGGAGGACACACUCAAGAGAUGAUUACAUUGUUGUCUCAUCUGAACAUUGGAUCCAUUAACGGAAAGUAUAGUCCAAUCACUUUAAUCGCUUCCAAAGACGAUCACUUGAGUGUGAAUAAAGUAAAACAAAUGACACAAUCGUUAAGUGACUGCCAAUUGGUUUCAAUAACAAGAAGUCGUUCAGUGGGUCAGAGCUAUUGGACAUCAGUGGUGACGACAAUGAUAUCAAUGAUGGAGUCGUUGGUCAUUGUGUGGAGAGUGCGGCCUAAACUGGUUGUGUGUAACGGACCGGGAGUUUGUGUUCCCAUUUGUUUGGUCGCAAAACUGCUCAACAGAAUCGCUGUCUCUCUCCGGAAGAAUACUCUAUUGUUGUCGGAUUUGUGA